UUUACCUAUCCUGAAAUUCGUGUGGAAGAUGAUGUAAAUAUGUCGGAGAAUUAUAUGCGUGUAGAUCACACGGAAGGGAUACAUGUACUUGAGGAUCCUAAGAAAAGGCGGAAGCUCAAUGAAUCAUGAGACAUAAACUCAGGGACAUGGAGGAUGUGCAUACGGAUACGAGUGCGGAACACACUACCGAGGAUGAGUGUUUCGAUCACAAAAAGGAACAACGGCAAAUGGUUAUGGCUCGCCGUGAAGAAAAAGGUAUACAAACGUCAAUUGCAAGUAAGAACUUGCAGACGAAAAAGAGGAAAGGAAGGGGACCUACAAAGUCACUAGGGAAACCCACCCUAAUGACUUUGGAGUACGAUCACUUGGGGCAACCUUGUGGAAAAUGGCGUCAAAAGUAUGCCAUGCAAAUUGGGAUUUGCAUGCAUAAGCUCUCCAUUCUCCACUCAUGGAAAGAGGUCCCCGAGUCUUUGAAGAAGAUGAUUUGGGAAGAUACUAUGAAUCAAUUCCAUAUUCCAAACGAUGAAGCGAAGAAGAAUCUGUUUCUAUCCGCAGUUGCCCAAAGGUUCCGAGACUUCAAGGCCAAGCUAGUGUCGGGGUGGAUCACGAAGCGGAGAAAAGUCGGGGGAACAAAGAAGAAGAAAAUCUACGACGGGGAAGCAACACCUUCUUCUGAGGCUUCACGUGACACAUCAUUCGAGGAUCCCUCCAAGCUUCCAUAUCAGAUAUGGAGGCAUAUCACAGCUGAGCAGUGGCAUGCAUUUGUUGCACAAAAAACAACUACCCCAGAAGUUGUUGCAAUUCGUGAGCAAAAUAGCGCGAAUGCAAAAUCUAGGAAGCACUACCACCAUCUGGGUGCUCAUUCGUAUGGUCAGGCGAGAGAAUCGUGGAUGUAUGACCAUUACCCCACGCUUGCGUCGACCACGACGCAAUCGGGCACUAGCUCUACGACGACAGCUGCACAGCGGCAACCAGAUAGAGUGCUCGAUUGGUGGUGUUCCAUGCAUGGGGUUGAUGCAAAGGGACAGAGAAUCAUACCUGAUCCCGGAACAAAACAGAUAGCUAAUGCCAUUAUUGGCUUGAAGGAAAAGGAGGCAGCUGGUGAGUUCACUCCUAGAGGACAAGUUGAUGCCUUACACGAGACUCUAGGACGGGACCAGUAUGGACGUGUGAGGGGCGUAGGAGGUGUCCGCCUCGGGGUGAGAAAGGUGUAUGGUGAUCAAUACACCUCUACGUCCAGAUCCACUACCUCCAGUGUCAAUUCAUCACCUUCCAUAGAUGUGGAGGCUAUGAAAGCCGAACUUCGGGAGGAGCUCAGAGCGGAGAUGACUCAGAAUUUCAACGCCAUUUUGGCGCAGAUGGGCUUACCGACUUUUGGUGCUUUCACGCAGGGCAAUGUUCCUAUGCAGCCUGUUCCUACGCAGCCUGUUCCUACGCAGCCUGUUCCUACGCAGCCUCGUCCACAACCGGAGUUAACGGAAGAGACACCAUGUGAGCUAUGUAAUCAAGGAGAUGGUCAUGGUAGAUUCAUUAUCGUGGCUUAUGGAUCUGUACAGCCCCCUAGGGACCGGCCACUAUUGCACAACCAGCCAGUAGCUGAUAUUCACUAUGUGGUCAGCGUUGAAGACAUUGUGACCGGUUUCGAAGCAUUUCCUCUUCCGCUGCCGAAUGCAGCAGUUGGUCUACAGUUAUUGUCUGAUUCCAUUGGCAGUUAUAUUCUAUGGCCGCGUGCAUUGGUGCGGUUAGCAUAUCAGGGUUCGGGGAAGGCCGACAGGAAGGGAAAGAAGGUAGCUUCACCUCAGGGAGGCCGACGUGCCCAAGUGGGAACGAAUUCUUCGGCAAAGUAUCCACUCAUUACGGAUAUGGAGGUGGUGCAACGCCUUACUAAACCGUGCUUCUGGCUACAUGAGUGCAUUAGUGAUGCAGCGAUGAGCAAUGAUUGA
Molecule: messenger RNA, 1943 nt
Organism: Beta vulgaris subsp. vulgaris (sugar beet)
Lineage: Eukaryota; Viridiplantae; Streptophyta; Magnoliopsida; Caryophyllales; Amaranthaceae
Exons: 7
Coding region: 126-1943 (605 amino acids)
Source: RefSeq, a predicted model, not a curated record